Molecule: messenger RNA, 1737 nt
Organism: Rubroshorea leprosula
Lineage: Eukaryota; Viridiplantae; Streptophyta; Magnoliopsida; Malvales; Dipterocarpaceae
Source: the annotation of a GenBank genome assembly
GGUGGUUAGAAGCUUGUUGAUGUGUUUUAUAGUUUUAUCAUGAAUGCAUCUUUUUGUUUAUUACCAGUUUUGGUCGGCAAAAGCAGCAUUGAAUCUUUUUUAGCCUCAUAGUUUCUAUCAUGUAAUGGGAGACACUAGAAUCCAAUUCUUGAUUUUUUUGGAGAGAAAAAUCUCAUUAUUAGUUAUUCCAGAGAAGAAGAACAUUUUUUAUUAGUUAUCAUAUGAAAAUCUAGAACUUGCAUCAAGUCUAUUUUCUUCUUAAUAGCAGUUGUAGCAUGUGGGAACAUUUUCAAAAUCUAAAAUCUACCUAGAAAUUAUGCUUGAUUGAAGCUAAAUGAGAUAUUGAUAAAGGGAUCCUAGAAUUAACCCAACAUACAUGAUGUAUUUAUUGACCAGAAAAGACAUUUGUGUAAUUGUAUAGACAUUUCCACAUACAUUUCCUGUAAAAAUGCCUAUAGUUUGCUUGAGUUUUCAAAUUCCUCAAGUUGCCUUCUUUGUGGGAUUGGGGAAUCAGCUUUGCCACUACGUCAGGAGUACAAUGCAACUGACAAUCCCUUAGAAGAGAAUAAAAAUAUCAACUCCUGUGGUCAUGGGUCAGAGGCAAUCAGCUUGCUCUGAGCUUCAAUCGGCUGCAAAUAUUCCUAACAUCUCAGUAAAUAAUGAAGAGGAUGACUCUGAAUUGUCAAUACUACAACUUGAUUCAGAAUUCUCAACAACUCAAGCACAAGCAUCAGAAGAUCCAGGAGUGGAAGCAAGAUGAUCUAUGAUACUACCAUUUCGACAUGGAAAGCUUGUGCUUGGAACUUGGAAGGUAAUUAAUCUGCUUGUUGGAACCUUGAUUUUUAUGUUAUGUUUCCUCCCAAUUUGCCAAAAAGUCAUUUUCAGUUCAUAUUCUAUCUGAGAAAGUAGUAGAUCGGACUGGACCCUAGUGAAAAGCCCGUUCCACUUAUAUUUUGGGCUGCGAUUACAGACAUUCCUAGGAAGGAAGAUUCAAAAUCAAGAAAUUUUUGGUUGAAGUCUUGAAACCUGUACUAGGGCUCAUUCAGCCAGGCUUAGCUCAGGCCGCCUCCUGGCAUUUCUCUUGGUCACUAAGUAAUAGUAUUAUCUUGGUCCCGAUAUUUUACCCAAGUCAAACACAAUGAUGAAAUUUCCAUGAGGCAUUCAAAGAGACUGCAUUUUAGAAUAUAUCAAACCAAAUGAAUACAAAGCUCAUUAGGUGAACUGUUCUCUUCCGUUCCUGAAUAGACCUAUUCAAAAAAUUUGGUUAAGGGAAUCAUAAACCUAUUAAAAAAGCCAUAUCCUUGUCAUCACAACAUACAAAAGAAAGCAUAUGAACUCUGCGGAUGCCAGGACUCCUUCCUUGUGAAUGCCUGAUAGUGAUAGAAAUCGAAUCGAUUCGAUUUAUUUCAAUGUCAUUGCACUUGUCACGACGUGACGCCAUCUCAAUAUCAAUCCAAAAUUUGACAUUUCUUAGCAAUGAAAUGGUUGCUCUGCCCAAAUAGUGGUGCAGCUUUACCUGAAGUGCAAUCUGACUGACCUCUCUCUUUCUGUUCACAUUAAUGGUCCCUGGUGACAAGAAAACGCUUUACGUAUGUGACUUCAAUGUGCUGCCACUUGAUCUGUGACACCCUUUAUUUUCAUUUUUCAUUUUGGGCGGAGGGAAAAUGGUCAAUUCAUUAAACACCCAUAGGGAGUUGAGAUUUGAGAUCUUACAGUUUGCACGGUUAUUAAUGACAG